This is a messenger RNA of Zingiber officinale, 2054 nucleotides long. Its product is annotated as aldehyde oxidase GLOX-like. Lineage: Eukaryota; Viridiplantae; Streptophyta; Magnoliopsida; Zingiberales; Zingiberaceae. Bases 349 to 2004 code for a protein of 551 amino acids. The record is from RefSeq and is a predicted model, not a curated record. The transcript has a single exon.
CACUCGCGGCCAUCUCUUGUGGAUAGGACAUCAAGUCAUCAACGUAAUCGGAAAGUCCCCUGCAAACGCCAAAACGGCAGGCCACCCCUCCCUUUCAAUGUCCCUGCUUAAUGGAACCUAGCUCAUUAAUUGGCACACCUCUCUUCCUUUCCAUUUUCUCCUGUCAGCCGUCAUUAGUUAACUUCCACAGAUCUACCUCAUCGAAUUCCACCUUUUAGCUUCGAGACAGCGAUUUCUGCACUUCAAUUUCGUUAAUAAUUUAUUGCAUAUUCCGUCUUUGAUCUGAUUACGCCGCCAUUAGUGUUCGAGAAUUAAACAGUCCCCGGCACCACUCACUUCAAUCGGACGAUGGCUGCUCCGACCAACACUGGAGCUGCCCAAGGCGUCUUCUUGCUCAUCUGCUUCCAUUUCUUCGCAUGCCGAUUUAGCUGCGCGCAGCAGCUGCCCGGCACGUGGGAGGUGGUGCUGGAGAACGCCGGCAUCGCCUCCAUGCACACCGCCGUGACCCGGUUCGGCAACGUCGUCCUCCUCGACCGCACUGACAUCGGCCCCUCCCGCCUCCUACUCCCUUGCGGCCGCUGCCGCGUCGACUCCACCGACACGUUCCUCCCCGCCGGAGGCCAGGACUGCUCUGCUCACUCCGCCCUCUUUGACCCCUCCACCCGCCGCCUCCGCCCACUCUCCAUCCUCACCGACACCUGGUGCUCCUCCGGCCAGUUUCUCCCCAACGGCACUCUCCUCCAGUCAGGCGGCGACCUCGACGGCCUCCGCAAGCUCCGCGCCUUCUCCCCCUGCUCCUUCGACGACGGCCAAUGCGACUGGAUGGAAAUCGAAUCGCCACGCCUCGCCGACGGUAGGUGGUAUGCCACCAACCAGAUACUUCCCGACGGCUCCGUGGUCAUCAUUGGCGGCCGCGCAGCUCCUUCCAUGGAGUUCUACCCUCCUUCCCGAGCCUUGCGCCCCUUCCCCUUUCUCGACGCCACCAGGGAUGCCCAGAUGGACAACCUCUACCCCUUCGUCCACCUCCUUCCCGAUGGCCGCCUCUUCGUUUUCGCCAACGUCCGCUCCAUCCUCUACGACGUAGACACCGGCGACGUGGUCCGCGAGUAUCCGGUACUCGACGGAGGGCCAAGGAACUACCCAUCCGGCGGCUCUUCUGUCAUGCUGCCCCUCGAAGCUACUGGCGGCUACGCGAGGGCAGAGGUGGUGGUAUGCGGUGGCGCUCAGUACGAGACGUUCCUCCACCGGCAGACCGACGCGCCAGCCUCCACCACGUGCGGCCGGAUCGCGGCCACCGACCCUGACGCCGCCUGGGCCCUGGAGGAGAUGCCGUUCCCGAGGGUCAUGGGGGACAUGGUGAUGCUGCCCAACGGGGAAGUCCUCAUCAUCAAUGGCGCGCAGGCCGGUUCGCAGGGCUACGAAAUGGGCUCUAACCCCUGCCUGAAUCCGGUCGUCUACCGGCCCGACCAACCCACCGGCACGCGGUUCAUGGUGCUGACCCCAACCGAAAUCCCUCGGAUGUACCAUUCCACGGCCAAUCUCCUGGCCGACGGCCGCGUCCUAGUGGCGGGGAGCAACCCCCACUACUUCUACCGCUUUGAAGGGGCCUUCCCUACGGAGCUCCGGCUGGAAGCGUUCUCACCCGAGUACCUGGCGGCCGACAAGGACGGUCUACGGCCGUCUAUCAAGUCGGCUCCGGAGAAGGCGUGGUACGGGGAUGACUUCGAGGUGGUGGUGGAGACGGCGCUGCCUCUGGUGGGGCAGAUGGAGAUGAACCUGCUGAGCGCACCCUUUGCCACACAUUCCUUCUCGCAAGGGCAGAGAAUGGUAAGGCUGUCCGUGUCGUCGACGGUUGCAGUGGCAGAAGGCGGGGCGCCCUAUAGAUACAGAGUCGUGUGUAAGGCGCCACCGGAUGGAAGGGUGGCGCCGCCAGGGUACUACAUGGCUUUCGCCGUGAACCAGGGCGUGCCCAGCGUGGCUCGGUGGGUCCAGCUGUUACUUUAGAAGCGUGCUGAAUAAAAAAUUGAACAACUCAAUAAUUAGCUACUUAAAAA